Molecule: messenger RNA, 858 nt
Organism: Eremothecium gossypii ATCC 10895
Lineage: Eukaryota; Fungi; Ascomycota; Saccharomycetes; Saccharomycetales; Saccharomycetaceae
Gene: EMC2
Product: Emc2p
Exons: 1
Coding region: 1-858 (285 amino acids)
Biological process (GO): protein folding in endoplasmic reticulum
Cellular component (GO): EMC complex
Molecular function (GO): protein binding
Source: RefSeq, marked provisional
AUGCAGCUUAUGCGGGAGCGGCUGUUGGAGCUUUACAAUACCAAGCAAUAUGUGGUGCUGCCCCCAGAUGAGACAGUAAAACUGCAGCGAGAGGUGACGGCGAGCCUGAACUCAGCAGAUCCAGGACUCAACGACGUUGACCGCAUGGCCCUAAUGGAGAUGAACUUCUAUUUGUUGGUGUACAUUGGCGAAGAAAUAGAAGCAGACGUGCUCUACCGCACACUUGUUGGACGUAUAGGUGAGAACUCGCCCCGGAUGCACCUCAUGAAGGCUACGUUACUGCAGGUUACAGAAGGUGAUCCCGCUGCCGCGAAGUACCUGAAGAACCUGCUUGAAAAGCAGCUUGAAUACGAUACAGAUUCCGUGGAUUACCUGCAGGUGGGCAAGAAGCUAAUUGCGCUGGAACGGCCCGCGUUGUCCACCGAGCUGUGGAUGAAAAAGCUGCUGUCGCUGCUAGAGAAGUUUCCACUGGACGCCGAACUAUGGUGGACCCUUGCCAUGGAAUACUACAAGCUGGGGCAGUUUGACCAGGCCAUUUACUGCUUUGAAGAAGUUUUGUUAAUCUCGCCGUUGGCGUACUCUGCGUUUGCACAACUGGCGGAGGUGCUUUACUGUAAAGCUAUGCGCGAAAAGCCCGUGUCUACGGAUGUGCUGCAAGAGGCCCUUGAAAAUGCGCUGCGGGCGGUCGAACUCUCCUCGAACUGCCUGAAGGGGUGGUCCUUUGUCGGGAAGAUCAGCUCGGUACUGGAGAAACCAAGGCUACUGUCCCUUGCCUUGACGAAGUUACGCGAAAUCGAAAGCAGCAGCAACAAGCAACAUAGCAAGACCGCUAAAUACAUUCUCAAGUCAUUGGAAUAA